Messenger RNA from Racocetra persica, 440 nucleotides. Lineage: Eukaryota; Fungi; Glomeromycota; Glomeromycetes; Diversisporales; Gigasporaceae. The record is from the annotation of a GenBank genome assembly.
GUGUAGGAAAAAGUACUGUCGGGAAUAUGCUAUUAAAAGCAUGCGAAAAUUAUGAAGAACGUUUUGAAACGUAUGAAGGACCCUAUGAUGGAUAUGAUGGAAAAGAUUUCAUCUUAGUGGAUACACCGGGGUUCACAAAAGAAAAAUCUAGGUCAACAUGGGGAGAAAUCGAUAAAGUUAUUGACAAGUCAUAUGAACAUGGAAUUCAUGCCUUUCUUUUUCGCUUUACAUCAGAUAGAAGAUCUCAUUUAGAUGAAUGCAUGAAAAAAUUAAAUAAUGAUAAUGUAAUCAUAGUAUUUACAAAAUCUUCUAAAGUAGAAACCGAAACUCCUGAAAAGAUGAGAGAUUCUUUUGCGGAUUUUGUAAAAGAAUAUAUCGAGAAAGUUAAUCAUCGAUGGGUUGUUGCACCAAAUCCUGAUAUUUAUGAUGAGCAUAAUUAU